Molecule: messenger RNA, 1732 nt
Organism: Pterocles gutturalis (yellow-throated sandgrouse)
Lineage: Eukaryota; Metazoa; Chordata; Aves; Pterocliformes; Pteroclidae
Gene: P3H2
Product: leprecan-like 1
Exons: 14
Coding region: 43-1638 (531 amino acids)
Biological process (GO): collagen metabolic process
Cellular component (GO): endoplasmic reticulum
Molecular function (GO): L-ascorbic acid binding; protein binding; iron ion binding
Source: RefSeq, a predicted model, not a curated record
AACAAGCUGGAGGAGGCAGCGAAUGCAGCUCACACCUUCUUCAUGGCAAACCCCGAGCACAUGGAGAUACAGCAGGACAUCGAGAACUACAAGAGCACGGCGGGGAAGGUCAGCUUGGUUGACUGGGAGGCCAAGCAGCACAUGGAGGACUACAGUGCCGGAGUGAGGCACUAUGACAAGGAGGAGUACGAGCUGGCCAUUGACUUCUUGGAACGCGCAUUGAAAGGGUACUACUCCGAGGAUGAAGAUUGCCAGAUCAUGUGCGAGGGGCCACAGAGGUUUGAGGAGCACGAGUACCUGGAAUAUAAGGCUGACCUCUACGAAGCUAUUGCAGAUCACUACAUGCAAGUCCUGGCCUGCAAACAUGACUGCGUCCGAGAGCUUGCCACGCGUUCGGGCCGUAUCUCACCCAUUGAAAAUUUCCUUCCCCUCCAUUACGACUACUUGCAGUUCGCCUAUUACAGAGUUGGUGACUACGUGAAAGCCCUGGAGUGUGCCAAGUCCUACCUCCUCUUCCACCCGGACGAUGAGGAUGUCUUGGAGAACGCCGGUUAUUACGAGGGCCUCUUGGAAGGUACUGUGGAUCCAGACACCAUCAAACCCAGAAAGGAAGCAAAAAUGCUGCUGCAGCGUCAUAAGCUGGAGUCCCACCUCUUGCAGGUGGCUGCGGCCGGCCUCGGAUACACCUACACGGAGCCGAACUACUGGAACAGGUACGGCGCCCGACAGGAUGAGCACAGUGUCCCAUCAAGUAUUAGCAGUGAACCAGAGGAUGGGCCCCGGCUGUCCCUGGCGAAGAAACCCAUGCCGAAACCAGAUCGAGAGCUGAAGGAGGGGGGUCCGCUUCUCUACAGCGACGUGAAGUUUGUCUACAACUCGCAGCAGCUGAACGGCACCCAGCGAGUGCUGCUGGAUAACGUCAUCUCGGAGGAGCAGUGCCGAGAGCUUCAGCGGGUGGCCAGCGGGAUCAUGUUGGCUGGAGAUGGUUACAGGGGCAAAACCUCCCCCCACACCCCAAACGAGAGAUUUGAAGGAGCCACUGUUCUCAAAGCCCUCAAGUACGGCUACGAGGGUCGUGUCCCGCUGAAGAGUGCCCGGCUCUUCUACGACAUCAGCGAGAAGGCUCGCAGGAUCGUCGAGUCCUACUUCAUGCUCAACUCCACGCUCUACUUCUCCUACACCCACCUGGUGUGCCGCACCGCCCUCUCCGGCCAGCAGGAGAGGAGGAACGACCUGAGCCACCCCAUCCACGCCGACAACUGCCUCCUGGACCCCGAGGCCAAUGAAUGCUGGAAGGAGCCUCCUGCCUACACCUUUCGGGAUUACAGUGCCCUCCUGUACAUGAACGCAGAUUUUGAAGGAGGCGAGUUCAUUUUCACCGAGAUGGAUGCCAAAACUGUCACAGCUUCCAUCAAGCCCAAGUGCGGGCGGAUGAUCAGCUUCUCGUCGGGCGGCGAGAACCCCCAUGGGGUGAAGGCGGUUACCAAAGGCCAGCGGUGCGCUGUGGCUCUCUGGUUCACCUUGGACCCACUUUACAGAGAGCUGGAGCGAAUCCAGGCAGAUGAAGUGAUCGCAAUGUUGGACCAGGAGCAUCUAGGACCCAGCGAAAUGAACAUCAACCCAAAGGAUGAGCUAUGAACUAGGCCAAAGACUUUUUCUAUUAAAUAUUUAUUUAAUAUUGUUAAUCUUAUUAGAACCCUUCUAUUUUUGUACAGAGCUGCUGUAUAAAUUA